Messenger RNA from Daucus carota subsp. sativus, 1232 nucleotides. Its product is annotated as peroxidase 55. Gene Ontology annotation, biological process: response to oxidative stress; hydrogen peroxide catabolic process. NCBI's taxonomy places the organism in Eukaryota, Viridiplantae, Streptophyta, Magnoliopsida, Apiales, Apiaceae. Gene Ontology annotation, molecular function: peroxidase activity; heme binding. The transcript is spliced from 3 exons. The record is from RefSeq and is a predicted model, not a curated record. Bases 1 to 987 code for a protein of 328 amino acids.
AUGCAUGAGAAGAGAAAUAUGAGUUCAUGGAGAGGGUUGUGUUUCUUGGUUUGGAUCAUGCUUAUAGGCCAGUGCCAAGCACAGUUAAAGGAGAAUUUCUACAGUUCAACUUGUCCAAAUGUUGAGUCAAUAGUGAAUCAAGCUGUCUCGAAGAAAUUAAGGCAGACGUUCACCACGAUUCCAGCCACUCUUCGUCUGUUUCUCCAUGACUGCUUUGUUGAGGGCUGUGAUGCCUCAAUUCUGAUCACGUCGUCAGACAGGGAUGCAGAAAGGGACGCUGAAGAAAAUCUUUCACUUCCUGGCGAUGGAUUUGACACGGUGAUCAAGGCAAAGGAAGCCGUGGAGGCUAAAUGCCCCGGGGUAGUCUCAUGUGCAGACAUCUUGGCUAUUGCUGCAAGGGAUGUCGUAAGAAUGGCAGGAGGACCAUCAUUCAACGUAGAGCUGGGACGUCGUGAUGGACUGAUAUCCAAGGCAUCCAGAGUUGCUGAAAAAAUACCAAAACCAUCCUUCAACCUCAAACAGCUAUACUCCAUCUUCAGCCAGCUGAAUCUCACUCAACUUGACAUGAUUGCACUCUCGGGAGGUCACACGCUUGGUGUUUCUCACUGUGAUCAAUUCUCAAACCGCCUCCACUCAUUUUCUUCCUCUGCUCAGACUGACCCUUCCUUGGAUCCGGACUAUGCUCGUCAGUUGACUGCAGCUUGCUCGGAUUCAGACGAAAGCACAGUCAUUAUCCUGGACCCUGAAACCCCACAAAUUUUUGAUAACAUGUAUUUCAAGAAUCUGGUUGCAGGAAAGGGCCUUUUAAGUUCGGACCAGGUGCUCUUCAGCGACCCUGCCUCCCAACCUAUUGUUCGUGAUUUUGCUAACAGUCCUGGUGAGUUCAAUGUAGCUUUUGUUGCUGGUAUGAGGAAGCUUGGAAGGUCUGGUGUAAAAACCGGUCGCCAAGGAGAGUUGAGAAAAGAUUGCACAGCCUUUAACUCAUGAAGUGCAACUCUUAAGUCCUAAAGUGUGUUCUUGCUAGAUGCAAUAGGUUAAGCAUACUUCACACUUUGUUCAAAAGAAAGAAUAUAGCGUCGUAGAAAGGAAACAGUAUAUUUUGUCAUAAAUUUCAUAUUUUCCAUGCCCAACAUUAAGAAUUGUGAAACUAAAUUUUACAAUAAUCAAGGGAAGUGAACCUUUCCUAUAAUGUAGGAGUAAGUCCUUCUCGUUACCUAUUAAUAAUAUAAAAU